AUGAGCUUCGCUGGUAUGCUCAAUCGCCUUCAUGGCCAACCGGAGAGCUAUGACAAAAAAUCAAAGUACAAGUUCGGUCGCACGCUUGGUGCUGGCACCUAUGGCAUCGUCCGCGAGGCCGACGGCCCGACGGGCAAGGUGGCCGUCAAGAUCAUCCUCAAGAGGAAUGUCAAAGGCAAUGAGACGAUGGUCUACGACGAGCUCGACAUGCUUCAGAGGCUGAAGCACCCACACAUUGUUCAGUUUGUCGACUGGUUCGAAUCCAGGGACAAGUUCUACAUUGUGACCCAGCUCGCGACCGGUGGUGAGCUUUUUGACCGAAUCUGCGACCAGGGCAGAUUUACGGAAAAGGAUGCCUCUCAGACCAUCAAGCAGGUCCUCAGCGCCGUCGACUACCUCCACGACAACGACGUCGUCCACCGAGAUCUAAAGCCCGAGAAUCUCCUCUACGUGACCCGAGAGCUAGAGUCGAACCUUAUCCUCGCCGAUUUCGGCAUCGCCAAGACGCUGGAUAGCAAGGAGGAGACGCUCAAGACCAUGGCCGGUUCCUUUGGCUACGCGGCCCCCGAAGUCAUGGAGCAGAAGGGACAUGGCAAGCCCGUGGACAUGUGGUCCAUGGGCGUCAUCACAUACACGCUGCUCUGUGGCUACUCUCCCUUCCGGAGUGAGAACCUGAAGGACCUCCUCAACGAGUGCACGACGAACCAGGUGACCUUUCACGAGCGGUAUUGGAAAGACGUCAGCCAGGACGCCAAGGACUUCAUUCUCAAGCUGAUCGUACCCAAUCCCGACAAGAGAUGGACCAGCAAGCAAGCCAUGGGUCACAUUUGGCUGACCGGCAAGAAUGCUACCGAGCACGACUUGGUGCCUGAGCUGCUCAAGGCUCGCGAGCUCAGGAGGAAAUUUAAGCACGCCAUUCUAGCCGCCAGCCUGAAGAAGAGGAUCGCCGACCUCAAGGAUGCCGAGUCCGACUCCGACAACGACAUGAAAGAUGCCGAGGAUGCCAUUCCCGAAGGCGCCGCCGACCUCCAGCCCAAGAGCGGCGAAUCUUCGAAGCAAGUCUCCCUCAAGGAUAAGUUGAAGGAUGGAGCCCUGUUCCGCGAAGUUGUCCUUGCCAAGGUGAAGGAUGAGAAGCAGAAGAAAGAGUCUCUCGAGGCAGAUAUGGAGCUGGAGAAGGAGGCCAGGCGUCGCAGCUUCAAUGGCGGAUCCUGA
Messenger RNA from Drechmeria coniospora, 1212 nucleotides. Its product is annotated as Calcium/calmodulin-dependent protein kinase CMK. The coding region runs from base 1 to 1212 and encodes 403 amino acids. Lineage: Eukaryota; Fungi; Ascomycota; Sordariomycetes; Hypocreales; Ophiocordycipitaceae. The transcript is spliced from 6 exons. The record is from RefSeq and is a predicted model, not a curated record. Gene Ontology annotation, biological process: protein phosphorylation; cellular response to oxidative stress. Gene Ontology annotation, molecular function: ATP binding; calcium/calmodulin-dependent protein kinase activity.